Messenger RNA from Moneuplotes crassus, 1281 nucleotides. NCBI's taxonomy places the organism in Eukaryota, Ciliophora, Spirotrichea, Euplotida, Euplotidae. The record is from the annotation of a GenBank genome assembly.
GAAUAAUUUCACCCUAGCAAUAAAAAUAUGGAAUCCCAAACCUACAAUCAAAUUACUUCGUUCUACAUCGAGUUGGAACUUGUACUGGAUAUCUACAGUCUGGUAUUUUGUUGCAUCAGAUUUCACCUUGAAACCAAGUUCAAGCAGGAGAUCAGCAAUAAAGAAAUAGCGUCUCUAUAUGGUAAAUCGAUAAAAGAAGGAGCGAAAGAGAUAUUAUCUAAUACCUUCACUCAGUUAGACCUUGGAGAGGAGGUCUCCCUAGAAUCUGAAGUAGAAGAAGUGUACACAAACUUCUUGGCUUAUUCCAAGUCACUGAAGCCAACAGUUCCAAGUAUUCACAUUCUAAAGGAACUUAAGAGAGUCUCUGAUGCCAAAAUUGUCAUGUUUUCCUACCUUGAAGAAGAGAUUUUAUCAAAAGUAGUUGACUCUAAAUUUGAUGAGCUUACUACAGAUGUGAAAAAUGUUGACGAGGUGUUCACUCAGACUGAAGAAUCACAAAUGAGUGAUAAGACAAUGGUCAUUUAUGGGUCUCAAAUUCACUCAACAAAGUUCCAGAAUUUGGAGACUGAGAGGAAAGUCAAUACAAUCCAUGUGUCGCAACCAAAGCAAGACAAUAUUGAUGAGAUAGAGUCAUUUAAAAACAUAGAGUGCAUCCCCUUCGAGAAUUAUGGAUUAACUAAGCUAGCUCCUUGAUAUGAGGGAUCUCUACUAAGAGUAGAACUUAAUAGAAAAAUUGACACACCAGAGCUUCCAUUCUGGAAAGGAGCCAUACCGAUUGAUUCGAUCCUUCUACAAGGAAUGGUUGUCAAUGGAUUUAAGAGAGGAAGUAAGGAGCUAGGAGUUCCAACAGCCAAUCUUGAUCUUUCAAGUGAAAAUAUGAGCAAGAUAAGCCAUCUCCUCCCUGGUGUUUACUCAGGAACAGUAGAAUUCAUUACUUAUGAAACGAACAAAGAUGAACUUUUGGAAAAAUUCGGUGAAAAUUUCGCCUCUGUUAAACUAAGGACUGCCAUCUCAAUUGGAUGGAAUCCUUCCUAUGAUAACAGUCAUAGGACGAUCGAAGCGUACAUCCUUGAAGAGUUUGAUAACGAUUUCUAUGGCGAAUCUUUGAAGAUAAACCUGACUCACUAUAUCAGGGCUGAAUCUAACUAUUCUUCUCUUGAUCAUCUGAUAAUGGCCAUCCACAAUGACAUUGAGACCACUAAGCAUAUUGUGUCGAUUGAAUAGAAGCAUUUUGAUAGUUUCGUCACAGAUUUAUCUUUCCAAAUUAAAUAUUUUCAACAC